GUAAAUAGUUCCAAGACCGGGUGGCAGUCAAUGACACGCCCAGCUCCUUCUCCUCCAAGUAGGUAGCAAGUAUGUAGCCUGGGAGGGGCUAUUCAUGCACCCAUCGCUGCCCUCCAAACGGCCAUUCAACCGACUUCGAAAAGUUACCUACCUCUAUUCACACUCCCAUGCGAGUGAUACGGCGCGUAAAUCCCCUCACAAGCUAUUCUCCCUACCUUGUCUACGUCAUAACCCCGGGAGCGUAGUGCAUAGCGCUUCCCCGCCACACCCACCCAGGUACAUUCCCACGCACGAUGUCCCCGCCACCCUCCUCCUCCUCCUCCUCCCCCUCCUCCUCCUCCCCCUCCUCCGAAGACGCCUACACGCUCCUAAGCACAUACCUCCUCUCACCCACGCCACUGGAGAUAUCUCUCCUGCCCUCCAUCACCCCCUCAAUCCUCUUCACCCCACCCCACCUCGGUAUUCCAAAGCGCCAACUCCUCGACGCCUUCGCGCACGCACACGCGCUAUUCUUCCCCGCCUCCCCCGCAGCCGCCCCACCCGCCGCCCACGAUGUAGUCAGGCAGCAAGCGAGCCUCCUCCUCCUCCUCGCAAGCAGCGAGCACGUCACAGCGAUUAACGCGCGGAAGCGCCUUCUGCUCUCCGCCACUGAUGCCCCCAUUACCACACCGCCCGCACCGCCCGCAAUAACGCCGCAGCUAGAACUAUCACUAACGCACAGCCUUCUCACCAGCGCGCUGAUGCGGCACAAUAAGAGCCCCGCGAUAUGGGCGUACCGAAGGUGGUUGCUUAUUACGUUCCGCACUACUCUUCUUCCCGCCGCAGUGGAUAGAGAGCUCGGUGAGAAGCUAGGUAGGGAGCUCGCCAUAGUCAGGGCCUCGGCGGAACAGCACGCGAAGAACUACUACGCGUGGGAGCAUGCACGGUGGGCGGUGGGGUUUUUUGGCUCUGGCACUACCCACGGCGCCGACACACCCGCCGCCGACACCGCAGACAUGAGCGCAGACACCGCAGACACGAGCGCAGACAUGAGCGCAGACAUGAUUGCGCAACAGCUGCGCUGGUGCCGACAACACGUCUCGGAUGUUAGCGGCUGGACGUUCCUGGCGUGGGUACUUGAGCGCUCCGCUGCCGGUGUCGGGGCGGGUGCGGGUGCGAGGGAGGGUGUGCUCGCCGAGGUGCUGAAGUUUGCGGUUGUGGCGCCCGGUCAUGAGGCGCUGUGGGCGUUUGUUAGGAUUGUUGCUGUGGGAUUGGAGCGCGAGGCGUGGGAGAGGGUUUUGGUCAAGGGGGUGGGCGAGCGGGAGGGGGAGGGGGGUGGCGAGGGGGGGGGUGAAGAGAGGGAAAGGGAUAGAGUACUGAGGGAAAAGGCGGUUGCGUGGGUUGCCAAAUGGGGCGGUGGACGGACUAAAGCGGCAGAGCACGGAGGACAUAACCAUAGCUGAUGAAAUUCUAGAUUGUGAUUCUCGAUGAUUGG
Tricharina praecox is the source of this 1474-nucleotide messenger RNA. RefSeq lists its product as uncharacterized. Lineage: Eukaryota; Fungi; Ascomycota; Pezizomycetes; Pezizales; Pyronemataceae. Gene Ontology annotation, cellular component: cytoplasm. Gene Ontology annotation, molecular function: protein prenyltransferase activity. Bases 294 to 1442 code for a protein of 382 amino acids. Gene Ontology annotation, biological process: protein prenylation. The record is from RefSeq and is a predicted model, not a curated record. The transcript has a single exon.